GAAUCUAUACUUUUAUUCAUUUUCACAUUAGCAUUAACAUUGCUAUAUAACAAGCUCCUCACAUUGAAAGGUUUCACCAUAGAGCAGAGAGAAAGAGGGAAAAUAUACAAAAGAGAGAAUGGGUCAGAACAAAACGAGAGUCCUCAUGCAAUUUGCAGCUCUUGCUGUGGUUUUAACCGCAGCGAUGAUGGUGGAAGAAGCGAAGAGCAUCCCAGUGUGUAACGUGGACUCAAGCGACGUGGAGAAAUGUCGUUCAGCUGCCACAGGAAACAACCCGCCACCUCCGGGACCUGACUGCUGCAACGUGGUCAAAACCGCUGAUCUACAAUGCUUCUGCCAGUUCAAGUCUUAUCUUCCAAGUUACGGGAUUAACCCAUCCAAUGUCAAGACUGUUCUGGCCCGGUGUGGUGCUAACACUCCCGCCUGUUUCCAAGCUUGAAGUACUGAGCUGGAGUCACGUCGGGUCUGCCGCAGGCUUUGCUCUAUCUUAAGUAUCUAAGUUAUAUAUGUACGACUAUGUCUUUUUACGUGUAUUAUUUUCAGUCUUAGCUUUAUCUUUAUAGAAGAACCAUGUUCUAUGCAUUAAUGGAAAAAAUAAAGUACUGGUUUUUUAGCUAA
Messenger RNA from Eutrema salsugineum, 618 nucleotides. RefSeq names its product putative lipid-transfer protein DIR1. Gene Ontology annotation, molecular function: fatty acid binding. Gene Ontology annotation, biological process: systemic acquired resistance. Lineage: Eukaryota; Viridiplantae; Streptophyta; Magnoliopsida; Brassicales; Brassicaceae. The transcript has 2 exons. The coding region runs from base 119 to 439 and encodes 106 amino acids. The record is from RefSeq and is a predicted model, not a curated record.